UAGUUGCAGUCAAACACAAGUCAACCGAUCCCACCAGAUCUUAACCAUAAAAUCACGACCAGCUUCCUCUGCGUUUUCGUUUUCUUCGGCACAGAUUCUGCAAAGGAAGGCCUCUCGAGAAAUGGAUUCUCCGGCGGUCGACCACCUCGAACCCUGGCGCGACCUCCGCAACAAGGUGGUGAUGGUCACCGGCGCCUCCUCGGGCCUCGGCCGCGAGUCCUGCCUCGACCUGGCCAGAGCCGGCUGCCGCAUCGUCGCCGCCGCGCGCCGCGUCGAUCGGCUCAAGUCCCUCUGCGACGAGAUCGACGGCCUCGGCUCGCCCCCGGGCCGGAGAGCCGUGGCCGUGGAGCUCGACAUCACGGCCGGCGGAGCCGCCGUUGAGAGUUCCGUGAGGAGGGCUUGGGAUGCGUUCGGGCAUAUCGAUGCGCUGAUCAACAACGCUGGGGUCCGAGGAUCUGUAAAAUCUCCACUAGAUUUGUCUGAGGAGGAAUGGAAUGAUAUCGUCAAGACAAACCUGACAGGAUCAUGGCUGGUGUCAAAAUAUGUUUGCAUACGCAUGCGUGAUGCUCACCAGGGAGGAUCCAUUAUCAAUAUUUCCUCUAUCGCUGGUCUUCAUCGAGGACAACUUCCCGGGGGCGUUGCAUAUGCUUCUUCAAAGGCAGGCCUAAAUACCAUGACAAAGGUCAUGGCCUUGGAACUUGGGGCGCACAAAAUCAGAGUGAACUCAAUUUCACCCGGACUUUUUAAAUCGGAGAUCACGGAAAGUCUCAUGCAGAGAGACUGGCUGAAUAAUGUGGCUGAGAGAACCGUCCCUCUGAGAACAUUUGGGACCUCCGAUCCGGCUUUGACGACGCUCAUCCGCUACUUGAUUCACGACUCCUCGGAGUACGUCACGGGCAACAUUUUCAUCGUUGACGCGGGGGCCACCUUGCCAGGCGUCCCUAUUUUCUCUUCACUAUGAAAGGUCAACCAGCUACAGGGCGAGGCAUGCCGAACAGAUCAGCAGAGUUGCUUUGCUGCGGGAUCACAGUGUUCUUAGAGAUGUACUGUGUUGCUUGGAUCUAAGUGUUGCUAAUAUGUGUUAAUAAUGAAUAAUCUAGCCUCAGCCAUUUGAAUUCCACUGUACUAAGGGACUUCUUUUGGUAAUCGAUGCGAUGAUAACUUUUU
Molecule: messenger RNA, 1167 nt
Organism: Rhodamnia argentea
Lineage: Eukaryota; Viridiplantae; Streptophyta; Magnoliopsida; Myrtales; Myrtaceae
Product: 3-oxoacyl-[acyl-carrier-protein] reductase FabG-like
Exons: 3
Coding region: 122-961 (279 amino acids)
Molecular function (GO): oxidoreductase activity
Source: RefSeq, a predicted model, not a curated record